Rhincodon typus (whale shark) is the source of this 5160-nucleotide messenger RNA. Its product is annotated as sodium/hydrogen exchanger 3. Gene Ontology annotation, molecular function: sodium:proton antiporter activity. The transcript has 17 exons. Gene Ontology annotation, cellular component: brush border membrane; apical plasma membrane. NCBI's taxonomy places the organism in Eukaryota, Metazoa, Chordata, Chondrichthyes, Orectolobiformes, Rhincodontidae. Gene Ontology annotation, biological process: regulation of pH; sodium ion transport; proton transmembrane transport. Bases 47 to 2527 code for a protein of 826 amino acids. The record is from RefSeq and is a predicted model, not a curated record.
UCACUGAAGGCUUGAGCAGAGAGACAGACACACACACGCUGGGAAGAUGGGGAGAGAUAGGAGUGUGGCCAGCUGGCUUUUGCUGAUAGCCCUUGCUGUGCUGUUGUGCUGCCUGGUAGCUCUGAGCUCAGCGAACGAAGGGCACUCGGACAGUGAUACUGAGCACGGCGAGUCUCACGGGGGCAAUGAGACGAGCUUUCACAUAGUCACCUUUCGCUGGGAACAUGUCCAAGCCCCCUAUGUUAUCGCACUGUGGAUUCUCGUGGCCAGCUUGGGUAAAAUAGUUUUCCAUCUGUCUGAAAAAGUCACGUCGGUGGUACCAGAAAGUGCCCUGCUGAUUGUACUGGGCCUCAUCCUGGGAGGAAUCGUCUGGGCCGCUGAUCACACUGCCUCCUUCACUUUAACACCAAAUGUCUUCUUCUUUUACCUGCUGCCACCCAUUGUACUGGAUGCCGGAUAUUUCAUGCCCAAUCGGCAUUUCUUUGGGAAUCUUGGAACAAUUCUAAUGUAUGCUGUCAUUGGAACAGUAUGGAAUGCUGCAACAACUGGCCUAUCCCUAUACGGUAUCUACUUAACGGGGAUUAUGGGAGAUCUAAAAGCUGACCUUUUGAAAUUCCUCCUGUUUGGCAGUCUGAUUGCUGCAGUUGACCCAGUGGCUGUGUUGGCCGUGUUUGAAGAGGUCCAUGUAAAUGAAGUAUUGUUCAUCAUUGUGUUUGGAGAGUCUCUGCUGAAUGAUGCUGUCACUGUGGUGCUGUACAAUGUCUUUAGCUCAUUCGUUCAAAUUGAAGCAGAAAAUAUUCAAAGCCUGGACUAUUUCAAAGGCAUAGUUUCUUUCUUUGUCGUGAGCUUGGGUGGCACUGCUGUUGGCAUCGCCUUUGCAUUUCUGUUGUCCCUGGUAACCAGAUUCACCAAGCAUGUGAGGGUGAUUGAACCUGGAUUUGUCUUUGUCAUUUCAUACUUGUCCUACCUCACAGCAGAAAUGCUUUCCCUUUCCGCAAUAUUAGCCAUUACGUUUUGUGGCAUCUGCUGUCAGAAGUACGUCAAAGCCAAUCUCUGUGAGCAGUCCAUCACCACUGUCCGAUACGCAAUGAAAAUGCUGGCAAGUGGAGCGGAGACUAUUAUCUUCAUGUUUUUGGGAAUCUCUGCAGUAGACCCACAAAUAUGGACAUGGAACACAGCUUUUAUCCUUCUCACCCUAGUCUUCAUCUCUGUCUACAGAGUUAUUGGUGUUGUAAUUCAGACCUGGAUUCUCAAUCGUUACCGUGUGGUGCAGUUGGAAAUUAUAGAUCAGGUGGUGAUGUCAUAUGGAGGCCUGCGUGGAGCUGUAGCUUUUGCUCUGGUGGUUUUGCUAGAUGACAUACCUGAGAAGAAACUCUUUGUCAGUACAACCAUUAUUGUGGUGUAUUUCACCGUCAUCUUCCAGGGUCUGACAAUCAAACCUUUGGUUAAAUGGCUGAAAGUAAAGACAAGCCAACAGAAGGAGCCUUUACUCAAUGAGAAACUUCAUGGAAGAGCUUUUGAUCACAUUCUUUCUGCAAUAGAAGACAUCUCUGGUCAAAUUGGACACAACUAUCUUCGAGACAAGUGGUCAAACUUUGAUAGAAAGUACCUGAGCAAAAUAAUGAUGAGGAAAUCAGCACAAGUUAGUCGGGACAGAAUCCUCAGUGUUUUCCGGGAAUUGAACUUGAAAGAUGCCAUCAGCUACGUGUCUGAGGGAGAACAGAGAGGGUCCUUGACUUUUAUUCGCUCAAGUAGUGAUGUUAACGUUGAUUUCACUGGACCUCGUCACUCUGUUGUAGACUCCUCUGUCUCUGCUGUGCUGCGAGAGAGUGCCAGUGAGGUAUGUCUGGACAUGCAAGCGGUUGAGAACAGAGUGAGGAGUUUAAAGGAUCGAGAAGAAAUAGUCACUCACCACAUGUUGCAGCAACAUCUGUACAAACCCAGGAAACGGUACAGGCUUAAUUACAGCCGACACAAGCUGGUACGCAGUGAAGGUGAACAACAAGAUAAAGAGAUCUUCCAGCGCACCAUGAAAAAGAGACUGGAAAAUUUCAAACCCACCAAGAUCGGAAACAAUUACAGCUCGAAACUUAGGAACCUGAAGAAAGAAAGAGCAGCUAAAAAGAAACACAGUGAUGCAAUGUCAAAUGGAAAGCUUCCGACACAUUCUGUUUCUUUCCACGUUAAUAAAGACUCUGUCGAGGAUCGCUAUGAGCCAUUAGAUGGAGGAAUUAGUUUCCUCAUUACACCUGCCAGCAGUGAACAGGAUGAAGCAAGAGCUGGGAUCGAUAACCCAAGUUUUUCCACUGAGGAAAAUAAUUCUACUUUCCAAAUGACACCACCGUGGAUGUCCAAUGAAGAAGCAGUAAUUCCAUCCCAGAGGGCACGUUUACAGCUUCCAAGGAGUCCCACCAAUUUCCGACGCCUCACGCCUUUGCAACUCAGCAAUCGAUCCAUUGAUUCGUUUUUGCUAGCGGACAUCCCAGAUGAGCAUCCAUUGGCUUUCCUGCCCGGAUCAUCAAUGUAACUGUAAAUCAAUCUGAAGUUGUCCUCCAUUGCUGAGCCCUUCCAUGUCGGAUAAGAAGUAACUUCCGAAAAAGAUGGCUAAAUAUGCGAAGGUGAUCUUUGCUCUGAGAAACCCUCUUGGAUUUUCCGAUCUUAUCUCCAGGCAGCAUGUUAUCAAGAGCUAUUCUUUACUGAAAAAUGUAGAUUCCCGAAUCCAUUCAAGGACAACAGCCACAUUGAAAGCCAGCUCUAUUGAAAUUAUUUUCAAAGCAACUAUUGAUAUUUUCAGCAAAGCCUAAUGAAGACCAUCUACUUGGCUCAGCAUCAAAGAACUUGCUGUGAAUGUGCAACAGGCUGAGAUGCUGAAAGGAACUGAGGGUGGAAGAACAGAAACCAUUGGUGAAAGAGGAAACUUAAUGGGUGCAGCCUUCGCAAUCUUUUCACUGGUACAAGCUUUUUGCAUUAUCCAGCUCUCUGGAACUUGGGUCUCUCCCAGUCUUUUGUCUCAUUUUCUUAGAACGAGAAGGAACAUAGUUUUAAGCACAUUUGUGCUCUGCUUCACCAGCAAUAGAAUUGGUGAGCUGGACAUCAUCUGAUUAUGUGGCACAUUGCCAGAAAACAUGUUUCUUGUACAGGCACUGAAAUGGACUGCUGCGAUCUCUUAGAUUUUAGAGGGAGAAUUGGUGUAGCUCUGCUAAGCAUUUUAAAUGGGAUAUAAAUAAUACCUAUGGUUCUCUAUGCAUGUACAGGAAUCAACCGGGAUAGAGGAGGAAAUCUUGUUUCAAUCAUAAAAAUGCAGGUUUUAAUGUUUGUGGGAAAUUGGCUGAUAUGGACUUUUCCUUCUCCAAUUUAUAUUUUUAGAUAUUUUGUUCAGUAAGUUUUUUUUGUUACAGUUCAUAUUGUCAUACCUGUUUAUUUUUUUUAAUAAAAGAAAGAAAUGGGUACACAAUAGUCAUUGAUGUGCUGUAAAAUAAUGAGGUGUGAAGGUUACCUGACCCAGUGGGCCUCCUGGGAACUGGAGGUCAAAAAUGCUUAAAUGUUUCCGAAGCACAGAUCAUAUUGUCAGACAAAUACUUGUAAAUCUGACAUCCUGUGCUGGAGAUUAAGCUUUAAUAUUAACAUUGUUGGUGUCAGAGUAUGUGCAAAAAGCAUGAGACACUGUCAGAAGAUGCAUAUUUUCAUUAUGAGGCUACAGCUGACCUUUUUUUUUUCCUGACUUAGCCUUCACAAAGUCCAACAGGAGUCACAUUGGUAGAAUAUAGGUUAAGAAGGAGUCUUUUUAAUGCAAUCAGGGUUUGAAUGCUUUGUCUAGACUGGAUGAGCAUUUAAGUAUGCCUUUUGCAAUACAUAAGGGCAUAUUCUUGUGGACGUGCAAUAGAUCAUGUCGAGUACUGAGUACUCCAUUACCCCACCCCCCUAUUUAUUCCCACACUUCAUUAGGAACCCUAAUCUUUUUCUGAGUGCGGGUGUUCCGAAAUUAAACAAGUGAGUUCUUGAUACCUGACGUGGGGCAGGGUUGUGGCUUUUCUCCCUAAAACAUUGAGAGAAAGAGCCAUCCAAGCUAAGACUGGCUACAGCUAUUUGUCUUCCAAAUGUCAUUUUCGAAUCUGCCUUGAUUAGCCUACACUCAGGAAAAACCAAUUCCCAUUCUAGGAUUGAGAAUGAACAUUAUUUAUCACAGUGAGGCUCUGAUUAGUGCAUCAAGUGAUUUAAAUUGAUCAAACUGGGAACAAGUGACAAAAGCCGCCAACAUUAUUUAGGGUCAUAUCAAGGGUCAACGCACUGCUGCUAACUUAAGCAGCAGGGAGAGAGAAAAGGACUUGCUGAUUUGUUGGUCAGUGAAUGCCAUUUACCUUCUAAAUUUCCAUUUGCCUCCCCCUUCUCCAUUCCCUUCACUCUUCCAAAUCGCCUUAGAUCUUCAGUAAAUAAUGCAAGCUAUACGGUUGUAGAUUUAAUACUUUACAAAAAGACAAAAGCAAUUACUUCCUUUUUAGACAUCGACCUAAGUUUCUUUGCUUUCAUUCAUAACAGCAUCACAAUGCAGCAGAAUGCUGAUCUAAGAAAUUCUGCUUUUUAGGUUAUUGAUAUUGAGAUUCAAGUUGUGAAUUAUCCUUUUCUCAAUCUCCUAUGAAGUAUAAUAUUGAUUCCUGGCCUCGACCAUAUCUACCGUAUAACCAGGCACUAAGAGUUCCCUAAGGUGCAUUUUUGUAUGCCAGUUGUUUUACUUUUUUUGCAUGUUUUCAUUUCAACCUUCUGUCCAUUUGUUGAACAAUAGAUUGUUAUCUGGAUAAAGGGUGCUUCUCUGAACCUCAAUAUUUUUAAACCCUAUGAGUAACAAGUUUCAACAGGCUGAAUUAUUAGAUGCUGAUUUAUUGGGCGGGUAUAAUUAUUGGCUACAAUGAGGGUUUUGCAGGGUACACUAAUCUUGUUUCUUACCCUGUUUUCUUCUGGCAGCCAAUCAAGUGUUGUAUCUGAUACAAAUUUGACAUUAUCAUGUCUCUAGUCUGCUAAUGUGAACUGUACACGAUAUCAUCUAAGUCUGUUUAAUGUCUUCCACAUGUUUUAUUUACUAAUUUUUAAUAUGUAUCAUGUUCAAAGAUUUACUCUUAUGUCGGAGUUAAAAAAUCUAUUUAAAAAUAAAAUUUUAAAAGGAAA